UGAAUGACAACAUGAAGUCAGGAGAUUUCACUGCUAUUGCAAUGAAUCAGCAUAUUUAUGUCUUGGUUGAUAGGACCUCAUUCUAUCGACUCAAAUAUGUCGAUGUUAAUGCUACAUGGGAGAAAUUGAAGAGUCCGUUGAAAGUUCAUGGCUAUUACCCACCAAUGACUUUGGUUGAUGAUGAAAUCUGGAUUGUUGGUGGAUGUGUUGGAUCUGACACAACAACAGUGGAAAAGUAUGAUUCUCGGAGAAACCAGUGGACAAAGUUGAAAAGCAAGAAUGUUAAAUGUAUUGCUCCUGCAGUCAUCUGCAUGCAAGGAAGCAUUUAUAGUUUGGGAGGAUAUGAAGGAUCAAGUGCAACUAACAAAGCAGAAUGCUUCAAUCGAAAUACAUCAAAAUGGAGUUUCAUUUCACCAAUGCUGAAUGCCAGAAGAAAAUCUGCUGCUGUUGAAUUUCAGGAUCGCCUUUAUAUUCUUGGUGGAUAUGAUAUGGGUCAGGAUCUGAAAACUGUUGAAACAUACGAUCCAUCAUCCGAUUCCUGGACCAUGUUUGCACCGAUGAUAUCGACUCGUCGCCUCCUCAAUAGCUUUGUUUUCAACGGGAACAUUUAUGCAGUUGGUGGAUAUGGUUCAAGAAAAACCAUGGAGAAAUAUGAUUCCGAAGAGAAAACCUGGGUGAUGGUUGACAUUCCUAAAGAUAUGAACCUUGAUAUAAUGGGGUCAGUGAAUAUAAAAGCCAUUUGAAUAUUCGUACCAAUCAUAUUGACUUCCAAACGUUCCACAGCUCCUAAUUCUUCAUUUCAAUCACAAUCAUUUUUAUAUUUUGUAUUUUGCUGGUCAUUCAAAUAUACUUUCUGUUGAAAUUAUAAUUUCAACUCAGUCCUUGAAUAUCGCAAAAAAUAUUAAAUUACUAUUUAUGCAAAGUGAGGGAAGCAAAAAGAGUCCCAAAAUAAGAAAAGGAAGGAAUUUAACAAAAAAAAAGGAUUAGGAACCACUGCACUAGGCCAAGGACUCCUUGGUUUGCAAUAUAUUACACUUGGGCUCUAUUUUUAAUUACUGGGAUGGAUAUAAAAAUCCAAUUUUACAUUCCCUGAUUUUUUUUAAUAAUUCCUGAUAUAAUGAAACCCAUUAAUUCAAUUUGCGAAAAUAGGUUUUUUAUUCUCUGAUUUUUGUGUUCACCUUUUGUUAGAUUUUCUGUGUAUAUUCUGUUCAAUUCUACAAUAACAACCAAUCUUAUUCGUGGGAGUCCCCCAUACUUGUAUAGAAAAAAAUUUGGAAAAGGAUUUCUAGUUCGACAUAGUCUGAAUUAACUUCGAGUUAAAUUAAAUGGGUUAGUUUGUAAAAAUUGUCAUAUAUUAUUGUUCUUGUUGCGAUAUCAUUCAUUCUAAGGUUAUAAUACGCCAGUAAUAUAAGAUUUCAACAUCAGUACCAUAUCAUCUGAAUUACUUUCCAUGAAUGCAAGUAUUCCUUUUACCUAUAAUGAAGUUAUAGAUACUACACCUAAAUUUAUGUUCAUCUCCGAAAUAGUUUGUCUUAAUUGAAAUUGAAUGGUUUCAUUCUCAAAUAUGCAUUUUCUGUUGUCGAAAGAAAUCAGUUAUAUGUUAAAGUUGAAUAGAUUUUCUAAGACAAUUCUCGUAUAGACAGUGAAUUAUGAAUUAAAUUAAUUUUUUUAUUCAAAAUCCGUAUUUAAAUUUUCAUCGAUGCCGUAUCAGUGAAAUACACAUGUUCCAUCUGCUACUAUUCUAAUCUGAAUACCAAGAUUUGUAUGCAAUAAUGCUAAACAGUUCGAUAUUAACAUGUUUGAUAUUUUAAUGACACAUUGAAUUUUCAUCUUUUAGUGGGCAUAUUCGAUAAAAAAACACACACACAUUAAUUCAGAUGAACCUCACUCAACAUCGUGAUGGGCGCGACUGUCCAGUCGUAGGUUGCUGUUUGUUAAUGCAGGCCACAAUUAUAAUUAAUUACGAUGUUUGGCUACUGACGGCAUUGUUACUCACUCUUAAUGAUCAAAUUUAGCGUGAGGCAGCAGUUCGUGUGGCGCAAAUUUAUCAGG
This is a messenger RNA of Styela clava, 2052 nucleotides long. Lineage: Eukaryota; Metazoa; Chordata; Ascidiacea; Stolidobranchia; Styelidae. The record is from RefSeq and is a predicted model, not a curated record.